UGCAGUGACGUCACUUUCAAACACUCACAGCAGGACAACAGGCGGACAGUCUACGAGGCAGACAGUACAGUACACUGACUGUCAAGUGAAGACUGCCCGAACUUAUCAAACGCUUAUAGCGAACGAGAGAGAAGGCAAAGAUGUCUAAAAGCGUAAAAAAGCUCACUGGGCUCGUGGCAGCUACUUUCACACCACUCACUGCAGAAGGUGAGAUCAAUCUCUCUGUGAUUGGAUCAUACGUUGAUUACUUAACAGAGAAGCAGAAUGUCAAGAGUGUGUUUAUUAAUGGCACAACAGGUGAGGGCUGUUCUCUAACUGUGGAUGAAAGAAAGCAGCUUGCUGCAGCUUGGUGCCAACAUGGAAAGAACAAGCUUGAGCAAGUGAUUGUUCAUGUUGGCUGCUUGAGUAUAAAAGACUCUCAAGAACUGGCUCGGCAUGCCGCCAGUAUAGGGGCUGAUGGCAUAGCAGUAAUCUCUCCUUCCUAUAUCAAACCCACUAAUGCAGAUGCAUUGAAGUUGUUUAUAAAAGAAGUGAGCGCCUUUGCUCCAGAUCUUCCAAUGUAUUAUUAUCAUAUUCCAAGCAUGACUGGUGUUGCAUUGGAUGCAGCUGAUGUGCUAAAUGGGAUAGAGCAGAUGAGCCCCUCAUUUCAGGGAGUGAAAUACAGUGGGACUGACCUAAGGGAUCUCGGACAGUGUGUCCGUUACAGUCAGUCCCAUAACUGGUCUGUCAUGUUCGGAGUAGAUGAGCAACUCUUGGGAGCAUUGGUACUAGGUGUUCAUGGAGCAGUAGGAAGCACAUAUAACUACCUCGGACGCAUAGUGAACCAGAUGCUUGCUGCUUUUGAUAAUGGCAACCACACACAGACUAGAGCACUGCAGUUUGAAAUUAUGGAGGUUAUCACAUUUGCUAAGAACCUUGGUUUUGAUGUGUCCGUGAAUAAGCAGGUGAUGAGUGAAGUGUCAGGGUUAGCAAUGGGUCCCCCUCGACUCCCGCUGCUGCCAUGUCCUGUCUCAAAGGCCCAGGCUAUAGCACAGAAAAUCAAGGACUUCUCUCAGGGACAUUAAAAUGAAAGACAUUUCAUUGAACCUGCCUGAAACUACAAACAAAUAAUUUGUGGUGUUAGCGAGCUGUAAACUGUACCACAUUUUUUACACUACAGUAUAUUGGUGUACUGUACCUUUUUGUUUUCUCUAAUUAAUAACAUUUAAAAUGAAACUAGAAAUUUUGGUGAACCUACUUGAAUUAUCCAACAGAGUUACAAAUAAUCCUCAGUGUUACUGAUUUAUUCACACCAUGAUAUACUGGAUUUUGUCUACCUAAAUACUUUAUGAGUUUUGCACGUUUUGUUUGUUCUUAUCUUAUGUUUUUAAAAGCAUACACAUAUAAAGUCAUUUUUUUCUGUUUUUAUUGUUUAAUACUGUAUUGAUUACCUUUUAGCUGGUGUUGAUGUAAUUGUUAACUAUCCAAGCUGCUGAGGCAGUGGUUGCUGGACCAGCCAUGUCACCAUUGUGCCCUUGAGCAAGAAUCUUACAAAAGUAUUUCUGUGACAAAUGAUGUUACUCACAGCAAGUGCAUCUGUAAGUAAUUUUGGAUGAAUGUCAUAGAGAUGAUGAUUUGUAUCACAAAAUCUAUUUCUCUGGAAGUGAUAUUUUAUAUAUACUCUCAAACAGAAUAAGUUCUUUUCAGAUUCUAUUCAAAUGUGAGUGCUGUUGUCCAUGAACACUAAAUGUUUUUUGGAAAAUCACAUGCACCACACUGUUUUAAUCUCUUGACUUCCUCAUGUUUGCAGAAAACUGCUCAAAAAGGGACAUUUUUGUAUGUUUAAUUGGAAUGAAUAAAAAUGAUUAUUCCUUACUGA
Onychostoma macrolepis is the source of this 1858-nucleotide messenger RNA. It is a transcript of the gene npl, whose product is annotated as N-acetylneuraminate pyruvate lyase (dihydrodipicolinate synthase). The transcript is spliced from 12 exons. The record is from RefSeq and is a predicted model, not a curated record. Gene Ontology annotation, biological process: N-acetylneuraminate catabolic process. The coding region runs from base 141 to 1064 and encodes 307 amino acids. NCBI's taxonomy places the organism in Eukaryota, Metazoa, Chordata, Actinopteri, Cypriniformes, Cyprinidae. Gene Ontology annotation, molecular function: 4-hydroxy-tetrahydrodipicolinate synthase activity; N-acetylneuraminate lyase activity.